AAGGAUUUUUUAGGCACGGGAGAGGAUCUGAGUGGGUGCAGUUUGGAGGAGUCUCAGCUGGACAAUGCUAUGGAUACAAUCUGGCAGUACCAGUUUCGGAUUAUCUUGCUGGGAGAUUCCACUGUGGGAAAAUCCUCCCUUCUCAAGCGUUUCACUGACGGCACUUUCAGUGAGCUGCAGGACCCCACGGUGGGGGUGGACUUUUACGCCCGGGUUUUGGAGGUAGAGCCGGGUUGUAGGAUCAAACUGCAGCUGUGGGACACCGCCGGCCAGGAACGCUUCAGAUCAAUUACCCGAUCCUACUACAGGAAUUCUGUUGGGGGUCUGCUGAUGUUUGACGUGACCAAUCGGAAGUCAUUCGAGAGUAUCCGGGAAUGGCUGAGGGAGGUCAACAAUCACGUGUAUCCCAACAAGACCAUUUUCGUUCUGGUCGGGCAUAAAAGUGACUUAACGGACGACCGUAAGGUUUCCCGUGAAGAGGCUGAGAAGUUGGCAGAGGCACUGGAUCUGAAUUACAUAGAGACUUCAGCCAAAAAUAACACCAACGUUGACCAAGCCUUUAUAAAAUUGACAGAAUGUAUUUACGAUUCGAUGAAAGUUGGGGAGAUUGCACUGGAGGAUGGUUGGGAUGGAGUUAAACGAGGAUUUAAUCCACGGAUGUUAGAGUCACCAAAAGAGGAGAAGCAGAAUGAUUGUAAUUGCUAACUUGGUUUUUGGGUGUAAUUAAUGAGUCACUAUGUUAAAAGAUGCAAUUGCACCUUAUUAAUUCCCCCACCUAGUUAUAAGAUGUGGGAUUAACUGAGCAAGCAGUUUUAGAAAGCCAGCAAUCAUUAAUCACCAACUUGUUAAUAAAGGGUGGGUGGAGUGGAGGUGCAAAUUCCAGAAGCAGGAAUCAUUCUGUAGAGAAGGGAGUUAGCUAGUGCAUCCUUUUGAUAUCCAACAGAAUUUUGAAAGAAGCUGCAAACCUGGUUUUGGUGGUCGUAGGCUUGCUUGUUUCAGGUUUAACGAUAGCAGCUUGGUUUUCUACUCUGAUAUACCCACGAAGCUCAACAUUGAAUUUUUAGGAUAUCUGCUCUCUUUGCAUGUGGCCUGAUGUUGAUAUAUUUCCACGUCGAUAUGUUGUACAGGUGUGAAGAGGUAAGAGUUUAGCACAAUUACAAAAGCACAGAUUAAAGGCUGUAAGUGUUCCACUUUAGCCCUUGAAAGGGACAACAAUGCAAUAAUUGAUUCAAUCUAUGUAACCUGUCCAUUUGAUUCAUUAUUAAAAAAUAUAAAACCUAUUAUAUUCAAUAAUAUUAAAGAGAUACCACAAUCUCUCUCAAAA
Hemiscyllium ocellatum (epaulette shark) is the source of this 1324-nucleotide messenger RNA. RefSeq names its product ras-related protein Rab-39B-like. The transcript is spliced from 2 exons. Lineage: Eukaryota; Metazoa; Chordata; Chondrichthyes; Orectolobiformes; Hemiscylliidae. The record is from RefSeq and is a predicted model, not a curated record. Bases 70 to 705 code for a protein of 211 amino acids. Gene Ontology annotation, molecular function: GTPase activity; GTP binding. Gene Ontology annotation, cellular component: Golgi membrane.